CCCCCUUGUUCUCCAACGUCUUUUCGGAAGCCAAAAUGCAAGAAACUGUUUCAUGAUUUCGGGCUGCGGCGGCCACGGCGAACGUUAACUUUCCGAAACGCGUUUUGGUCGUUCUUCGGGGCUCGGUCGCUCGCCAACUGGGCACGAACCUCAGGGCAUUGCGUCUUCUUUGGCUGGGGAGCGUAGGGAUUAAAAGGUAGCUAGAGAAUCCGCUCCGGGCCCACAGUUUCUUUUUGUACUCUUCUCCGCUGUCUUUGUUUAAUAGUUUACUUGGUUCUUCGACGACAUGGACAUCGCUUCCAUUGUCUAUCGCUCUGCUGACGUCGACAUUCCUGAACGUAUAGAGAUCUAUGUUGAUGAAAAGGCAGAGCUUGAGAAGCCCCAACCUCAACCUGUCAGGAAGCCACGACCGGUGCGACUAUCCGAGGAUGCCUGUGAGCAGGAGGCACAUUCCCCAGAGCCCCUCCCUGAUGCGCAAUCCGACUUGAGCUUCAGCACGACAAAGAGGAAGCGUGAAUCAUACGACCUUUCGGGCAGCGUCUUUCUCAUCUCUCGCGAGGGAAAGACGUUAGACUUGCCAAUACCCUCAAACAGUCGGCACGACCCAUUGAAUUGGAGCCCAUGGAAAACUGGUGCGGCCAUGGUAGCUGUGGGCUGGUACUCUGCUACUGCGCUCACCGCUGUGCAAGCGGUGAGCUUAAUGAUGCGUGGCAUCAAACCUGACUUCACCAAAGAGAUGACCACACCCUGGUCCCCAGCGACUCUUUCAACGGCGCCUACAUUGUUCAUGGGAAUCGGAUGCUUCAUCUGGGUACCCUUGAGUCUCGCCCUAGGGCGGCGUCUCGUCUUUCUCCUUGCCGCGCUCAUCGACUUGUUCGCUAUCCUGGGGGCAGCGUUCUCGCAAACAUUCUACCAAUUAUUGGGAUGCGUGUGUCUGCUUGGACUGAGCGAGGGUCUUGCACUAAGCCUGGCCCUCUUGAUGGUCGUGGAUUUGACCUUCAUCGACCGACGACCCCACAUAAUCGCGAGCCUAUGGUCGAUUGCAGGCUUUUUUGGCACCGGAAGUCUUGGUCUCGUCCCUAUUAUGUCGGAUGACGGAAAGGACUGGCAUCUAUUCUAUCUCCGAUGGAUCUGUCCCUCUGUUAUCGCACUGCUUCUCGCCUUCUUCUGUUAUGACGAGACGUACUUCAAACGACCUACGGUAGCCUUUGAUGGCAUGAUAAUCAUGCAGAGUGCGACCGAGAAGCUGACCAUCUAUGAAGACUUGGAGGCGGAAUCCGACAUCUACAGAGACCUCCCCAGCUUUGACGCUGAAAAGCGUGGACUACUCCAUCGUUUCGGUCUCGCUCGCUCUCCAUCUGCAUCAUGGGAGGCCUUUGGUCGCUGCUAUCUACAGAUGUUCUUCUGUGCUAUCAAUCCUCUAGUGUUUUGGGUACUUAUCGCAUCUGCCUUCAAUUUCGCCGGUAUGAUGUUCAUUGGAGCCACCUUCGCAAUCAUUCUGGCUGAGCCCCCAUACAAUCUAUCCUCGUAUAAGAUUACGGUUGUCAACUUCUCCUCCGGCACCGGUGGUCUUCUGGCUUAUGUCUUUGCUGGAUAUUUGUUUGGGAAAGCUCUUACCUUCCUAUCGAAACGCAACCGAGGCGUGCGUGAGGCUGAGCACUAUCUCGUCGGCUACAUUGUUCCUGUCAUCACGGGGUCACUCAGCACACUUUUCUAUGGCCUUGCAGUCCACAACGGCUGGCACUACUCGAUUUACUAUGUGGCCUAUGGGCUUAACGGCCUCUCGUAUGUCUCACUCUCUAUUGCAAACACACUGUGGGUGACGGAGGCCUUUCCACGAUGGGCCGCUCCAGCGCUUGCAGUCGUCACCGGGGGGUGCUACUUGUUGAGCUUCUCCAUCAGCUUUGGGCUCGUGCCUUGGAUUCACGCGCAUGGCUUCCUAAUGGUCGGCAUUGAGCUUACAGUACUGCAACUUGUCGGUGGCAUGAUCGCGCUGCCUAUUGCGUUCUGGGGCAAGAGCGCAAGGCAAAUGAUCCACGGCAGGUGGGCGAACGAAAGGAGCGGAGCUUUGAGGCCAUUGUGAGCGAGGCCUGCGUCUACUGAUUGUUGAGCGACGUACGCUUUCCCUCAUCUCAUACGCUCUACAGCUGAUUGAGCAUCCCACUCUCUCCCCGUCUCAUAUAUCCCACAAAAUCUUUCUUAUAGCACUGUAUAACUAACUCAUACUUUCCUUUUAUGUCCUAGUCUAUGUAGACUAGUCACUCUAGAGCUUCUUAGAGCUUCUCAGCACUUGCGACACGCGCACCCACCCUUCACUAGUAUUACCAUUCUCGGCGACUCUCAGCGCCGCAUGACCAAUCCUUUGUCGAUUGAUAAUCGUCUACUAUAUAUCACCUUAAAUAAAUAAAACUCUCAUGCGCGAC
Paraphaeosphaeria sporulosa is the source of this 2423-nucleotide messenger RNA. Its product is annotated as MFS general substrate transporter. The transcript is spliced from 3 exons. Gene Ontology annotation, molecular function: transmembrane transporter activity. NCBI's taxonomy places the organism in Eukaryota, Fungi, Ascomycota, Dothideomycetes, Pleosporales, Didymosphaeriaceae. The record is from RefSeq and is a predicted model, not a curated record. Bases 287 to 2083 code for a protein of 598 amino acids. Gene Ontology annotation, biological process: transmembrane transport.